Tripterygium wilfordii is the source of this 2212-nucleotide messenger RNA. RefSeq lists its product as uncharacterized. The transcript is spliced from 2 exons. Bases 149 to 877 code for a protein of 242 amino acids. NCBI's taxonomy places the organism in Eukaryota, Viridiplantae, Streptophyta, Magnoliopsida, Celastrales, Celastraceae. The record is from RefSeq and is a predicted model, not a curated record. Gene Ontology annotation, cellular component: plasma membrane.
GCCAAAAUUAAGAUGAAUCCUCCCAUUUGUCGGUAAUUAGACAAACUAAAAUGAUUCGUUUCGUCUUAAUCGGAACCAAUUCUAGUCUUGGUCUUUCUAUUUUCUUCGCAAGUAAGAAAAGCCCUCUCUCGUUCGGUUUCGGUCGAGCAUGGCUGAUCCUUCUAGACCAGUCACUGGCUACCCAACCGCCAACGGAUACCCCGCUCCCCCACCAGGAAGCGUCUACCCGUACCAAGCUCCUCCACCGCAAAAUCCGUCACAUGCCUACUAUUACAAUGCCCCGCCGCCUCCCGAUCCCCGUAGCGCCUUCUUCCGCCGAUUCUGCUUGAUUAUCGUCGCUCUCACCGUUAUAUUCGCAACAGUACUCUUCAUCUACUGGCUUAUCAUCCGCCCCACCGUCCCCGAGUUCCGAGUCGACUCGCUUUCUGUCUCCAAUUUCAAUGUCACUUCAUCCUCUCAGACCGUCACCGGCAGCUGGUACCUGCGGUUGCAGGUCUAUAAUACCAACCGGAGAAUGACUGUCUCCUACGAUGAUGUCAGGCCCUCGAUCUUUUACGAGACGGAGUCCCUUGUCGAGACCAGAAUCCCGCCGUUCCAGCAAGGGAAGAAGAACCAGACGUUUGUGGAUGCGAGUUUCUCGGCAACGAAUUCUUACGUUGAUCGUUGGGUGGUGGAUGGAAUCAGUGCGGACAGGGCUCGUGGCAAUGUAAGCUUCAAUGUGAAGGUUGUGGCAGUGGUUAAUUUUAGGACCGGUGCGUGGAGGGCCAGGGCGCGAGUGCUUAGGGUUUAUUGCCGCGAUGUGCCAGUGGGGAUCACGGCAAGCAGUAGAUCGGGGAAAUUGGUUGGUGGAGCACGGGAAUGCAGGGUCGGUGUGUGAACAAUUCUAGGUUUCCUUUCUUUGGACUCUUAGGGUGGGGUGGGGUUAGUGGUGGUUUGCAUUCAAGCUGGAUAAUUCAAGACAAUCAAAUUGUGUUGUCUAAUUGCGUGACGGUUAAGAUGGUAGGGAACUGUGGAAGGAAAGAACCCUUGGGCUACCAAACAGGGGAAUGUUUGGCGUAAUAGGGUGACUAUUUUAUGCAUAUCUUACUUACAUGCCUAGUACCUUUGUCUUCUCCUCUCCUGGUACUCUGAUCGUGCAGUUUAUAUUUCUCAAGCGUCUCCCACAGUCCCACUUCUCUGAUAAUACUAUUUGAGUAGCAUCAUGACUUUAUGAUCUAGGUUAAUUGUGUUAGUAAGUAAAUAUUGCAGGUAAUGGUACCCACAUUGUUAUUAAUAUAUGUGUAUCCAAAGCUUAUGCGGCUACAAGCUUCAUCAGAUUUGGAAGGUAAUAGUGAAAACCAGAUGCUCUUUAGCCUUUCGAUUAACACAUUGAGACUCUUUGGAGAAUACCUUGGGUAAGCUGUGCAGACCAUCUGAUCAUGAAAAAAGACUUGGGAGAUUAUUAACAUUUUGGGCUAGCUAGGUUUUUAUGCACUGCUACGUAGAACCACCAUUAUCAACUUGUCAAUGGAUAUUUCUUACUGCUAAACAAAUGGAGUUUAGCAAACCCUGUGGCGUUAUUCCAAGACUAGGUGAGUAUAGAGUUUGGUGUAUUGUUUCUCAGGUGCACCUGGCUGAGUCAAUACUAAUCAAGUGGAGAACGUGCAAAUAGCCUAACAUAGCAGCCGACUGGUAAAACUUUCAUUGAGCUAAUUUUAUAAAUUGUAGCAAUUCUUCUCAUUUCUUGAGCAGGUCAAAUUAUUGAAGCAUAAGUAUGGCAUGCCCUUUUGGUGUUCAAGUUAAUAAAUCUCAGAUACUUAGGUGAUUGCAUUGUUGCAGUGUUGCACAGUGAUUGUUAACUACUUUUUUUUUUCCCUGUGAUUUGAUUGCUAUCAUUUCAAAUAUUUGCUAGGGAAAGAACAUAGCAUCUUAUGUUUUUCUCUAGUUUUGAUGGUCCUUAGUAUUAAGGAAACAAUUUAGUGAUGAUUUUUUUGGGCAAGUGGUUACACCUAUGGCAUUGGACAGACGAGAAUCAGUUCAUUGGCUCGUUAAAUCGUUAUGGUAUGUUUUGUUCGAAUGAGUAUUGAUGAAUAGUGUGCUAGAUGGUCAUUAGUAACAGUGCCAAAAGCACCACAGUGGUUUUCGUGAUUUGGGCUUAUGAAACUGAGGUCACAAUGAAGUUGUGUGUCCUCUCGCAAAUUGGUGCACUCUCUCUCUAACUUGAUGAGUUUUU